GCGGGUUCUCUCUAGUCUAACUUGAAAAAAAUUAAUAAUUUGGUUUUCAUCAACCUGCUAACAUGAAAUUUCGUGGUAAAAUAUUUGAUAUAUGUAAUAUUCAUAAUUUAACGAAAAUAAUUGCCACAAUUUCAAAGCUAACGAAAAACUGCAAAUUACGUCUAACUGCACAAAAGCUGUACUUGAUUUUUCUUGAACAUACAGUUACUGGAGGUAUUGGAGUGUGGUGUGAAAUGUCCCAAGAAAAUUUAUUCAAUGAAUAUUUAAUGGAAGGUGUUAACCUGGAAACAGCAAAUGAAAUUUAUCUUUCCGUUAAUGUUGAAAACUUUUUAAAGUGUUUAAAAUGUUCUCAAAAUGCCAAAUCACUCAAAAUAAAGUUGACAAGAAAGGGGUCACCUUGUUUAACAUUCGAAGUCGAACAGCCAACACUCUCGGGAACAUCACGAAAAGUGAUGCAUGAUUCUGCAGUUGAGCUAAUUGAAAGAAAGUUCUGGGGAGACUUUGCAGAGCCUCUUCUGCCUCAAUUUGGAGUCAGCAUAUACAUGCCUCCUUUGAAAAUAGUUAAAAAUGUUAUUGAAAGAAUGAAAAACUUGAGCAACCACGUGAUUGUGGGAGCCAAUCAUGAAGGUGAAAUGGUAUUCAAGAUUGAAAAAGAUCUUGUUAAUGUAUCAACGCACUUUGAAAAUUUAACCUAUCCAGGUUUAAAAACACAACCGAGGAAACCACUCAGUUGCAACAGCAAAGAGGUAGUUGAAGUGAAAGUUGAUGUAAAAAAACUGGCUCAGCUGCUCAGUGGUCAGCAGAUUAACCCAACAAAAGUCAUUUGCAACAUAACGCCAGACGAAAUGCUACAUUUAAUAUUGAUCAAUGAAGAUAUGUCUUUGCAGUAUUUUAUACCUUCUGUAGUUUGUUAA
Helobdella robusta is the source of this 914-nucleotide messenger RNA. RefSeq lists its product as hypothetical. NCBI's taxonomy places the organism in Eukaryota, Metazoa, Annelida, Clitellata, Rhynchobdellida, Glossiphoniidae. The transcript is spliced from 7 exons. Bases 63 to 914 code for a protein of 283 amino acids. Gene Ontology annotation, biological process: nucleotide-excision repair; mitotic intra-S DNA damage checkpoint signaling; double-strand break repair via homologous recombination. The record is from RefSeq and is a predicted model, not a curated record. Gene Ontology annotation, cellular component: checkpoint clamp complex; nucleolus; site of double-strand break.